AUGUCUCGUCAACCAACCCAGCCCCAGCGGCAGCUUUCCCUCACGGAGGAGCUCGAAAAGCUGGAGCAAUCCAUCACCUUGACCCUCCAAGAGAUCGACCACAAUUUUAGCCAAGCCCAUCGAAUUGUGACGACGAGCAUCCUCCCGUUGGUCGAACAGUAUACGGAGCAUUCUCAGGAUGUCUGGCAGGGCGCUAAGUUUUGGAAACAAUUCUUUGAAGCCAGUGCCAAUGUAUCUCUCUCUGGUUAUGAGGAACGACCCAAUGAGGACGAGACCCUACAAGAGACCACCGCCACGGAAGAGGAUAUCUCCGCCGAUCUUACCGAAACCACGAGCAUGGACGAGCCAGAUCAAUCCUACGCAACGCCUUCGUCACGUCGCCCAGAUGGCCAGCAUGGCCAAGGAGAUGAUAUCGACCUUACCGCGCUCAAUGUUUCUUCCCACAGCACGCCGCGUGCACCAACUCAUCAAGGAGACGACGAUUUCACCAUUUCUUCCCUUGACCACUCCUCUUCAUACGAGAAUCUGAGAAAGCAGAUCAACCAGGAUGAGGCACCAUUCGAUAUGCCCAACUCGUCGACUUUACCCUCUACGCCAGGUCGACAACCUUUCUUCCCACCGGAUGUUGGCUCCGUGACCCCGAUGUCUUCUCCAUUCAUUCCGCCAGCCUCAUCAGCAAGGUACCAAUCUGCCUCGCGAGACAUUCGUUACCAGAAACCCUCCGAUCCUGUGAUGCACCAGGUUCUCGACAAGACCUAUCGGGUCCAAGCAACUCCGCUGGGAAAGGGAUUCCGCAAUGCAGGCGCAGUCGCCAAUACCCGCUCCAAGUUCACCGUCACGCCAAACGCCGCUUCUUCUUCGCGCAAUGCACGUGACGAUUCACCUAUGUCUAGCCCCGAGCCCGAAGCCCCACAACUAAACGCGGAGCUUUUCGACUCGCCUGUUAAGGGCGUGAAAGCAACCCCCGGGACGAACCGCAAGCGUCGAACCAGCAGCAAUCGCCUUCGUGGCACGCCAAAGCCGGGUACAAGUGUCUUGACGCCCGCGAAGAACCAAGGUCGCCAUACGCCAGUGUGGGAUAGUGAUGAUGACUUGGACGAUGAAGAAGACUUCGGUCCUAGUCCACCCAAGACAAUGCAAUUCCAUAUCCCUCAGAGUCGGUUGAUGAAAACACCAGCCAAGGAAGCGUCCAAACGUAUUGUUACUGAUCUCCUGGCCACUGCCGGUGCUGAUGAUUUUACCGAUGACAUCGACGACGGCCCAAGUCCCAGUAUAAUCCGGCGAUCUGGGCGAAUGGAAGAUGAGACUUUCUGA
Penicillium cosmopolitanum is the source of this 1314-nucleotide messenger RNA. Its product is annotated as DASH complex subunit ASK1. Gene Ontology annotation, cellular component: mitotic spindle; mitotic spindle pole body; DASH complex. The record is from RefSeq and is a predicted model, not a curated record. NCBI's taxonomy places the organism in Eukaryota, Fungi, Ascomycota, Eurotiomycetes, Eurotiales, Aspergillaceae. The transcript is spliced from 4 exons. Gene Ontology annotation, biological process: attachment of spindle microtubules to kinetochore. The coding region runs from base 1 to 1314 and encodes 437 amino acids.